GACCGCCCUCCGGUGAUUUUGGGGACCCGUGGGAGCUGCAGGAGCCCUGGCUGGGCGUUUUUGGUUUGCCCUGAGCUUUGGGAGCCCUGGUUGGGCAUUUUUGGUGGGCCCUGAGCUCCCCCCUCCCCCGCAGCCCACGGACCCCCCGAACCCCCCAGCCCCGGGGCUGCCGCGGGGGCCCCCAACGGCCCUCAGCCAAUCCCAAAGCGCCCACGCCGCCCGCGCCCAAUCCCAGCGCGCCGCGCUGAUGACUCAUCAGUCGCCGGGAAGACGCCUCGAAAAAAGGGCCCCAACUGCGCCCUCAGCCAAGCCCAGCGCGCCCCAAACCCCCCAAAACGGCGCCGCCCGGCUGGUUUUGGGCUGUCAGCAGCUGUCCGGCGCUGGGCAUGGAGCGUGUGCGGGGAGCUGGGGCCGUGCUGGCGGUGCUGGUGGUGCUGGGAGCCCCCCCGGCUGCGGGCGAGGAGCUGUCGGGGGUGUUCCAGUGGAUGGGAAAGGCCGAGUGUCACUUCAUCAACGGCACCGAGCGGGUGAGGUUUGUGCAGAGGUUCGUCUACAACCGGGAGCAGUUCAUGCACUUUGACAGCGAUGUGGGGGUGUUUGUGGGGGACACCCCGUAUGGGGAGAUCCUGGCCAGGUACGGGAACCGGAACCAAGAAUGGAUGGAGUAUAUACGGGCUAGGGUGGACAGGCACUGCCGGCACAACUACAAGCUGUUCAGCUCGUUCAGCGUGGAGAGGAGAGUGCCCCCCAGCGUGUCCAUCUCGCUGGUGCCGUCGAGCUCCCAGCCCGGCCCCGGCCGCCUGCUCUGCUCCGUGAUGGAUUUCUACCCUGCACCGGUGCAGGUGAGGUGGUUCCAGGAUGGGCAGGAGGUGCUGGAGGAUGUGUUUUCCACCAACGUGGUCCCCAACGGGGACUGGACCUACCAGGUGCUGGUGCUGCUGGAAAACCCCCCCCGGCGCGGGGUCACCUACAGCUGCCAGGUGGAGCACGUCAGCCUGGAGCACCCCCUCAGCCGGCACUGGGAGAUGCCACCGGACACCGUCCGCAGCAAGAUCCUGGUGGGGGUCGGGGGCUUCGUCUUGGGCUUGGUCUUCCUGGCGCUGGGGCUCGGCUUCUACCUGCGGGAGAAGAGCUCCUGAGCCGCCGGCGGCCGCAGCCCCUCCCCGUGGCCUCGGGCCCAGCUGGGACCCCCCAGUCCAUCCCCAUGCUGAGUUUGGGGGGGUCAUGUGUCCCCCCUUCCCUGCAUUUAUUCUCAUCCCAGCUGGCUGCUUCCAGUGUUCCCAGUAAAGAUUCCCA
Molecule: messenger RNA, 1296 nt
Organism: Pseudopipra pipra
Lineage: Eukaryota; Metazoa; Chordata; Aves; Passeriformes; Pipridae
Product: class II histocompatibility antigen, B-L beta chain-like
Exons: 6
Coding region: 387-1139 (250 amino acids)
Biological process (GO): antigen processing and presentation; immune response
Cellular component (GO): membrane; MHC class II protein complex
Source: RefSeq, a predicted model, not a curated record